Messenger RNA from Diutina rugosa, 1299 nucleotides. It is a transcript of the gene ADA2, whose product is annotated as chromatin-binding transcription regulator. The record is from RefSeq and is a predicted model, not a curated record. Gene Ontology annotation, molecular function: protein binding; zinc ion binding; chromatin binding. Bases 1 to 1299 code for a protein of 432 amino acids. The transcript has a single exon. Gene Ontology annotation, cellular component: SAGA-type complex; nucleus. Lineage: Eukaryota; Fungi; Ascomycota; Pichiomycetes; Serinales; Debaryomycetaceae. Gene Ontology annotation, biological process: regulation of transcription by RNA polymerase II; chromatin remodeling.
AUGGACAAGACUAAGUUGUUCCAUUGCGAUGUGUGCCUGAGCGACUGCACCAACCGUAUACGUAUUCAGUGUGCGGUGUGCACCGACUACGAUCUCUGCGUGCCGUGCUUCGCGAGUGGCCUGUCCACCGGCGACCACAAGCCGUGGCACGACUACAGCGUCAUUGAGCAAAACACGUACCCGAUAUUCGAGCGUGAUUGGGGCGCUGACGAAGAGCUCAUGUUGAUCCAAGGGUGCGAAACCUUUGGGCUCGGCAACUGGCAAGACAUCAGUGACCACAUCGGCCACCGCACCAAGGAGGAAGUGGCGAAGCACUACCACAAUGUCUACCUCGAGAGCCCAUUAUACCCUAUACCCGAGGUCACUGAUAAGUUUGAUCUGGUGCUGCCUCGAGAAUUUUUGGAGGAACGGAAACAAAGACUCGAGGCGCGCAAGCUGAUGCCGCUUUCAUUGAAGGUGAAGACGGUGGCGUCGACCCCCUUGUGUCACGAAAUCCAAGGUUACAUGCCGGGCAGAUUGGAGUUUGACCACGAGGCGGAGAACGACGCCGAAGUGCCGGUGAAGGAUCUCAUCUUUGACCCCGACGACCUGGCACAGGAAACCGAGCUUAAGCUCACCAUAUUGGACAUCUACAACCUGCGGCUUACUACUAGAGCCGAGCGCAAGCGGGUCAUGUUGUUGAACCACUUAAUUGACUACCGUAAGAACAUCAGUAACGACAAGAAGAAACUGAAGGAAGGUAAGGAGUUGGCGAAGAAAUUCAACGCAUUCAUUCGUGUGCUUACCCCUGACGACUUUGCCGAGUUCUCGCGGGAUCUCCUUACUGAGUUGAACUGUCGAUUGAGAAUACAUCAAUUGCAAACGUGGCGAAUGAAUGGGAUUACGAAACUUGAUGACGGCCACACCUUCGAAAAAGAUCGGAUCAGUCGCGGGGCCGCUCUAGGUCGUAUCGCCAAUGGGUCCAGAAACCCUCAGCAAUUAGGCAUUCGAAAAGUGUACUCGGCUCUGCCAGGACCAGAGUCGGGUUACAAACCAAAGCCGUCGGCGCGGGCGCCUCUCGACAUUUCUAAAGCGGCUGAUUAUGAGUUGUUGUCUGCUGCAGAGAGGCAAUUGUGCAACCUGUUGAAGAUCCUUCCCAAGCCGUACCUUGCCAUCAAAGACCAGUUGCUUAAAGAGGCGAUCAAAAACAAUGGUGUACUUAAGAAGAAAGAUGCCCGUCAACUACUCAAGAUCGAUCAGAAUAAGGCUCUGAAAAUCCAUGACUUCUUCGUCCAAACAGGGUGGUGCUCGCAAGGCUGA